This is a messenger RNA of Zootermopsis nevadensis, 1242 nucleotides long. RefSeq lists its product as uncharacterized. The record is from RefSeq and is a predicted model, not a curated record. NCBI's taxonomy places the organism in Eukaryota, Metazoa, Arthropoda, Insecta, Blattodea, Termopsidae.
GAAUAUGAAAGUGUGGACUAUAUUAAUUUAAUUCAAGAUAAAAUGCAAUGGCUAGCUUUGUGGACUCGGUAAUGAAGGUAGGGGAUUUCUGGGCCACGUGAGCGAUUAUGAACUUAUAAAGAAAGUUUCUGGAGUUAGUCAAACUGACAUUCCUUUAACAGAGACUACACACCAGCUAGCUCAUUAAUGAUUGUGACAAGGAUGAAUGCGGAACGAAACAUAUUACUGUUGACUGAGACGUAGAAAUUGUUAAUUUAUGUUCGUUAUUUACACAGCUACUGAACCGUUUCUCUUUGCACUGUGUCACACAGUACUUAUUGACAAAGCCUGAUAUAACACACGGAUUCUUUAUGACAUUUCGGCACCUACAUUAGUUUGGUUUGUGUAUAUAUAUUGCGAGAAACACUGCUACAGACACAUUUUUUCUGCUUCCAUCAGACUACAAGGCAACAACGUACAAAAUGGUUGCCAAAAUAUACAUCACUUUCUCUGCUAUAUGUAUGCUUCAUGUUGUGAGCUCUGGGUUGCUUGGAUUGGCUGUCCAACCUCUGACGACUCCUAUACUGACCGAGAUUAAAACUGUGAUAAGUAACCUCCAGAACGUCCUUACAGGCUCAGGCGAAAAGGCCGAUAAGUUACUUCAGAAGUUGAAGUACAAGAGUUCCGAUCCAGAAGGUAUUCUCGGACUGGUGAAGGAGAUUGAUAUGGCCAUCUCGCAAGUAGUUCCGGUUGACGUAGCCACUGACAUCAGUCCGUGUUUCGACGUGGGCAAGCCGAAUAUCUCAGAAAUGGUAAAGAAAGCAGGAGAGGGGGCGCAGGCCUGCUACAAUCAGGUGGAUACAGAGCUGCAGCCAUACAGAAACAACCUCCAGCAGACAAUCCAGAAGACCUACCAACUCAUGACGGAAGCUCAGAAUAACCUAACAUCAUGCAUUCUGGCGCUGGGAGGUAUCGUCUCCUGCACUGCGAAGGUUAAGAAGCAAGUGUUCUCGGCGAGAGACCGGUACGUGGCCGACAGCGACUACGAAACGAAGGCCAGCCAGGUCGUCAAAGAGUUCCAGGAUUGUUCAAUCUUGGUGGAGGAUAACGCAAUAGCCACAGCCGUAAAGGUUAUCCAGACUGCACGCCAGUGUAUCCGGUCCAAGAUCAGCCCCGCUACAAAAUAGUUCAGCGCUAUACAGUUUUGUUUCUUAUUACUGUACUGGUCAUUACUGCCGUGCGAAUAAACUGAAUAAAGCAUAA